AACACACAAUAUACAGACCCACAGAAUUGUACCAACGAAAGGGGCAGAAAUCAAGAAAGCAAAACUAGGGUUUCUCAGAUCUCUCAAGAUGGGUGGAGGCAACGCUCAGAAAGCCAAGAUGGCCCGUGAAAAGAACCUGGAGAAGGCCAAGGGCUCCAAAGGAAGCCAGCUUGAUGCUAACAAGAAAGCUAUGUCAAUUCAGUGCAAGGUGUGUAUGCAGACGUUCAUCUGCACCACUUCAGAGGUGAAGUGCAGGGAACAUGCUGAAGCAAAGCACCCCAAAUCUGAUCCGGAGACUUGCUUUCCUCAUCUGAAGAAAUGAUACUGAGAUCAACUUGAAGGAUCGGUUUCAAAUUUGCCUGACAGUGCUAUGCAAUUUAAGUUUGAGGCUUUUCCGUUGUAUUACUAAUGUGGAUGUUUGAACUAUUGCUACCAAGCAAAUGUGUUUGUGAACGUGUCUAUAAUAUAUAUUAUCCAUCUAUACUCCUA
Daucus carota subsp. sativus is the source of this 489-nucleotide messenger RNA. RefSeq lists its product as uncharacterized. NCBI's taxonomy places the organism in Eukaryota, Viridiplantae, Streptophyta, Magnoliopsida, Apiales, Apiaceae. The record is from RefSeq and is a predicted model, not a curated record. The transcript has 3 exons. The coding region runs from base 89 to 322 and encodes 77 amino acids.